Messenger RNA from Rhopalosiphum padi (bird cherry-oat aphid), 763 nucleotides. RefSeq lists its product as uncharacterized. The coding region runs from base 353 to 763 and encodes 136 amino acids. The record is from RefSeq and is a predicted model, not a curated record. Lineage: Eukaryota; Metazoa; Arthropoda; Insecta; Hemiptera; Aphididae. The transcript is spliced from 2 exons.
UCCCUUUUCUUCCAAAGAUAUUAGACGUCACUACAGGAGAAAAUCCCGCCCGGGGCAAGAUAAAAAUUCUAAAACCAAACAAAGAAGGUUAUCUUAAAUUUUAAUAUAUUUAUAGUGUUUUCACUCUAAAAUAGCAUAAUCUAUACACAGAAAACAAACAACAUUAUGUCAUACUUCUUAAAUGGAUAUCAAUGAAAUUAUGUUAUAAUUAAUAUGCGUGACAUUAAGUUAACAAUAGUUUUAAAUAAUUCCCAGUAAUAGGGGCAAUGUCCCCUUUACCCCCCUGCGGGCGAUAUUGGGCAUCUAUGAAACCUAUUUCUACAACCAGACGGACGCCUACGUUCAAUCCGAAAUGGAUACCGACGCCAACGCUCACCUCGAAACCGAUAACGUUGGCGACGUCCUAGAAGCCGACGACGACGACGACAUCAACGCCAAGACCAUCCUCAGACAACAGUUGUCAUUACCCAACAAUUAUGAGUCAAACGAAGAAGUAAAUCACCAACCACCAUCAGCUACAGACUCUGACACUAUUUUUCAAAGAGAAAUAGUUGAUAAGGAUCCAAAAGAUUCUACGUAUGGUGAUGGAUUUGAAAUAGACCAAGUAUUUGGUCCAAUAUUAAUAGGAGAGGAACUUUAUUACCAUCUCCAAUGGCGAAAAGGCAUUCACUCUGGCGUAGGCGUACUUGAGGCUACUACUAUUUAUGAUAAAUGGCCUGAUGAAGCGCUCACGUUUUAUCAGAAACAUUAUAAAGAAAACUGA